Messenger RNA from Danaus chrysippus (African queen), 1386 nucleotides. The record is from the annotation of a GenBank genome assembly. NCBI's taxonomy places the organism in Eukaryota, Metazoa, Arthropoda, Insecta, Lepidoptera, Nymphalidae.
AUGGCUGAGGAUUGCGCUCUCAUACCCGAAGCUAACACGAUGUAUACAAACAAGGAUUCCUUGAAAGAUGUCAAAGACUUAUCAAAGAACUUAAUGAGCGGGGAAUUUGAGAGGCGAUAUAUAGGCAGUGAUAAUGGGAGGCGGAGGAAGGGUUGUGUUAUUAUGGGGCUGUCUGUGGGUUUAUUGGCUGUCUGGUUGCUUGUGCUAACUGUUGUUAGGGAGGUACAGAUCAAUAAUCUGCGCCAGGAAGUCAAUCAGCUUACAGCGAACAUGAUCGCUAUAUCGGCUAACGUGAUGUCACUCAAUCAGAAGCUCUCCAGCAACAGACUCUUCAAUGAGUUCAAAAAUUUAGAGGACACGAUAUACGCAGACGAAGAUCAAGACAGUAAUUUCGUUGAGACCAAAGAUAAGGUAGGUCAAAGUGAUGAGUCUCUGGACAAGCUGCGUGGAUUGACGGUUUUGGAGGAUGAAAGCCAGCUUGGUGAUGAUGAAGACUUGUAUGACGGUGAUGAAGACGCGGAGAGCGGUGAUUGGUAUCCGGACUACGACAGGAGGAGAGAAAAGGUUGGCACAACGAACAUGGUGCGUUUGAAGCCAGAGGACUUCGUUGGUAAUGUGGCCACUGAAGAUAUAACGACGCUGAAGAAUAUGCUCAACAAAGACCCGGAGCUACCGAACUAUUUACCAGAAACUUCUAGAAAGCGACGUAGCUUAUUCUCCGAUUCAACACCUGAAAACGAUUUCGUUCCUCCGAGAUCAGUGUCAAAACUGGAAGAAAGACGCAAGACGAAAAAAUUCUUCCCAGAAGAGUCCAGCAAGACAGCCGCUCAUCCAGUUUCUAGAACCGCAAGAAAUAGCAAUGAUGAGGAGAGGAGACCAUUCAUCGCAGCUCAUUUCCACGGUAACACUUCGCAUCUGAGCACUGAAAUUCACGAACAUUUCAAAGGUAAUGGUCUAGUACGUGUGGCACACGGCGCUGCCCACGACGUGUGGUAUCCUUCAGGAUGGACCCUGGCCUCGCCCCACCCUCGACCAACACUCACUCGUAAUGGACACGUGCAUGUUCAUCAUAGCGGAGUCUACUUCGUAUAUGUUCAGAUUUACUACCUGGAUAGCCACGACGUGAUCUCAUGGGUGUUACAUCGCACUGGGGCGUACUCUGAGGGUCGUGAUACUCUCCUACAGUGUGCACAGUCCUCACACUCUGCUGAGAGACUUGAUAAACCAAACUCAUGCUUCUCAGCGGCGGCGCUCUUCUUAAGAGCGGGAGAUCGUCUCGCUGUAAGAAAUACCGGCGGAGAUAGACACUCGCUCAUGCAGCCAGAGAAGAGCUUCAUAGGUCUUGUUAAACUGGCUGAUGCGAGCGAACCAGAUUACGAAUUGUAA